AUGGCUCCAUCUCCAUUCGAAAUGUCGGAUGUUCUAUGUACUGUCAACGAUUACCUGUUCCAAGCAACUACACGCCGUCGCAUCUGCGUGACUGGUGCUGCUGGUUUUAUCGGUUUCCACACAGCCAAGGCCCUGCUCGCGCGUGGGGAUGAUGUUGUCAUCGUGGAUGAAAUGAACGACUAUUAUGACGUUAAACUCAAACAGAGUAACCUCGACUGGCUCACAACUACUUACCGUGGUCGAGUAAGCGUGUACAUCGGCAAUCUCUGUGACGAGAAGCUGGUGCGUCGUGUGAUCAAAGAGACGAGACCUGAAGCCAUGGUGCAUCUGGCGGCUCGCGCUGGCGUGCGUUCUAGCAUUGAUAACCCACUCAUGUACAUUCACGCCAAUGUUGUGGCAACAACGUUGCUGCUAGACGUGUGCCGCGAAUUCGGCAUCAAGAAGUUUGUAUACGCUAGCAGCAGUUCGGUGUACGGCGGUAGUAUGAAGGAAAAAUUUAGUGAGACUGAUAUUGUAGACUUUCCCGUGAGUCCGUAUGCCGCGACCAAGAAAAGUUGCGAGUUGCUAGCACACACAUACCACCACCUAUACGGCAUGGACACUAUUGGGCUGCGCUUUUUCACGGUGUACGGGCCACGAGGUCGUCCAGAUAUGGCUCCGUUUAAAUUCAUGGAUCGUAUAGCGCGUGAUAUCGCCAUUGACCAAUACGGCGACGGUUCUUCGUCGCGUGACUACACGUUCAUUGAUGAUAUUGUGCAGGGCGUCUUGCUGAGUCUGGACCGUGGUCGUGGUUGUGAGGUGUUUAAUCUAGGUCGUGGCACACCGGCGCUGCUCACUGAAUUUAUUGCCAUCAUUGAGAGACUUGUUGGUAAAAAGGCUAAGAUUAACAUUCUGCCUGAACAGCCUGGUGAUGUGCCUCGAACGAGCGCAGAUAUCUCGAAAGCGGAGUGUCUGCUAGGGUACAAACCAAUAAUUUCGCUGGAACAAGGGCUGGCAAUGACGUGGGAGUGGUACUCAAAAUUGUACACCGCUGGCGCCACUCGGUCCUUUUAA
Plasmopara halstedii is the source of this 1053-nucleotide messenger RNA. Its product is annotated as nad-dependent epimerase dehydratase. Bases 1 to 1053 code for a protein of 350 amino acids. The transcript has a single exon. The record is from RefSeq and is a predicted model, not a curated record. Lineage: Eukaryota; Oomycota; Peronosporomycetes; Peronosporales; Peronosporaceae.